This is a messenger RNA of Diaporthe batatas, 789 nucleotides long. RefSeq lists its product as uncharacterized. The record is from RefSeq and is a predicted model, not a curated record. NCBI's taxonomy places the organism in Eukaryota, Fungi, Ascomycota, Sordariomycetes, Diaporthales, Diaporthaceae. Gene Ontology annotation, molecular function: manganese ion transmembrane transporter activity; iron ion transmembrane transporter activity. Bases 1 to 789 code for a protein of 262 amino acids. The transcript is spliced from 2 exons. Gene Ontology annotation, cellular component: fungal-type vacuole membrane. Gene Ontology annotation, biological process: intracellular manganese ion homeostasis.
AUGGUUGCGCACCAUGAACGGCAUUCCAAAAACAACGACGCGAUUCGCGACAUCAUCAUCGGUUUCGCUGACGGUCUCACCGUACAAUUUGCCCUCACAGCGGGUCUAUCCUCUCUUGGCAACACUCGAUUAGUCCUGAUAGGCGGCCUCGCGGAGCUUUUCAGCGGAGCAAUCUCUAUGGGGCUUGGGGCAUACCUGGCAACUGCUACAGAGCGGCCACAUUAUAAGUCAGAAGAGGCUCGGGAGAUGAAUGAGGUGCUCGAGAAGCCAGAGGACGAGCGGGCCGAGAUAUUCGAGAUUAUGAGCAAGUAUAAUCUUUCCGCCGAGGCCGUUUCACGACUGGUAUACGAGCUGGUACAAGACCGAGAGCAGUGGGUCAGGUUCAUGAUGGACUUUGAGCUUGGCCUGGAGCUUCCGGAAGCCAGCAGAGCCAGGGUCAGUGCUGUUACCAUGGGGCUAAGCUACUUUAUUGGGGGCUUGAUUCCUAUGAUUCCUUACUUUAUCAUGAAGCAAGCAACAAAGGCGUUAUUUGUGUCUAUUGGAAUCACCGUGGUCAUCCUCCUGACAUUUGGCUACAUCAAAAGUUGGGUUACGGUGCGGAACCACCGUGGUAGCAUGUGGGGCGUUCUGCAGACACUAACCAUUGGUGCAGUGGCAGCAGCAACUAGCUAUGGUAUACUGCAGCUUGAUAUGAGGGAUGUUGGCUUUGAGGCAGUAGGUUUGAAGAGCUUCAACUUCUUCGGCGAGAACGCUGAUCGAAAGAGGGCGCAAAACACCAGCACCGGUUAG